AUGCUACUUCUCACGACACUUCAAUCGAAAUUCUCGAAAUUCUCCCCUUCCUCAUCGGAAGAAUUCAGCAGUGCUUCCAGGAGCGUUAAACCAGGUCUUGUCUGUUGUGGGAUUGUGAGUGCAUGGACAUGGAGCGCCACGCUCCUGCAGUCAAGCACGGCAGCGUACACAUUUGGUGUUAGCGGGCCUUGGUGGUAUGGUGUUGGCGGGACGAUACAGCUUGCAUUCUUCGCUAUGGUCGCGGCAAAAGUAAAGAUGAAUGCAAACGGAGCUCACACCUUUUUGGAGGCACCGAAGGCGCGUUUUGGUACUAGUGUGCACAUGUUAUUCACAUUUUACGGCUUCCUCUGCAUUCUGGUCGUCUGUGGCUCGCUGUUGCUUGGGGGCGCUGCAACUGUGAACGCACUCACAGGGAUGAACGUUAUCGCGGCCUGUUUCCUACUCCCGAUCGGUAUCGCUGUCUACGUGAUCUUUGGCGGGCUUCGCGCGACAUUCAUGUGCGACUGGGCACAUACGGUUAUUCUCUUCAUUGUCAUAUAUCUAUUCAUGGGACACGUAUAUGGAACGUCGUCGGAAACAGGAAGCAUUGGCGCUUUGUACGACUUGCUCGCGCAGGCUGGCAUUGAUUCUCCUGUGAGCGGCAACGUCGACGGGAGCUAUCUCACUAUGAAGUCGAAUCCAGGAAUGGUCUUCGGUGCAGCGAGCAUCCUGUCUGGAUUUGCGGGUGUCUUCUGCGACCAAGGUGCCGCGCCAGAGACGACUACAAAAGCAUACAUGCUCGGUGGCCUAUCUUGGUUCGCAGUCCCGUGGGCAUUCGCGUCGUGUUUGGGUUUAUCCGCUCGUGCGCUCCUCAAUAACCCCAAAUUUCCCACGUAUCCGAACCCUCUCUCCGCUGCCCAAGCGAGUGCAGGUCUCGCUGCCCCCGCUGCUGCUGCCGUUGUCAUGGGUAAAGGCGGAGCAAUCGCAGUCUUGCUUGUCGUAUUCAUGGCAGUCACCUCUGCUGUUAGCGCAGAACUGAUUGGUGUCUCAAGUCUCUUCAUCUAUCGCACAUACUUCAGGCCGAAGGCAAGCAGCACGGAACUUGUCAGAGCCUCCCACUAUUUCAUCUGUGCUUGGGCUGUAUGGGCGGGUGCAUGGGCCACGAUUCUCAACGCAGCCGGCGUGGACCUUGGUUGGGUGUUGCUUGCGACCUCAGUCUCUAUGCUCGUUGAUCAUGCACUCCUUGUCAGAGGCGUCGUUCUCAGUCCAGCAGUGAUCCCGAUCGCGCUCACAGUUGCAUGGUCGAAACUGACGCGAGCUGCUGUGCUGAGCGGGUCUAUCGUCGGCGCGAUCCUCGGCAUGCUCGCCUGGAUGGUCAGCUGCUGGAAGAUAUACGGCUCGAUCACCGUGGCGAACCUGGCGGAGCCGUACUCCGCCGUGUGCAGCGGGCUCACGGGGUUGCUCUUUUCCGGCGUAAUCACCGUCUGCGUCACCCUCGCUCAUCCCGCCGACUACGACUUUUCCGGGACGCGUGCCAUUGUGAUCUACAAGGACGACAAGCAGGACGCGGGGCCCGCCGUCUCUGACGACGUAUCCGACUCGGGAAAGGACGACCCAGAGAAGGCAGGCAUCGUCGCCGAGGUGCAGCCGGUAGCUGCAGACCAGGCGUUGGGUGCAGACCAGGCGGCGGAGCACGCGGAGCUGAAGCGCGUCUUCCGGCGCGCAGCAUGGUACUCGCUCGCGCUGACGCUCAUCGUCGCCAUCCUCGUGCCCAUUCCGAUGUUCUUCUCGCACUACGUAUUCAGCAAGCCGUUCUACACCUUCUGGGUGGCGUGCCAGAUCAUCUGGGUCGCCAUGAGCGGCACGUUCUGCAUCGUCUUGCCCAUCGUCGAGUCGAGGCGCGAGAUCAUCGUCAUUCUGGGUGGCGUGUGCCGGGCCCUGCGUCGCGGCCCAGCGGCGUGA
Molecule: messenger RNA, 1941 nt
Organism: Postia placenta MAD-698-R-SB12
Lineage: Eukaryota; Fungi; Basidiomycota; Agaricomycetes; Polyporales; Adustoporiaceae
Exons: 20
Coding region: 1-1941 (646 amino acids)
Biological process (GO): urea transmembrane transport
Cellular component (GO): plasma membrane
Molecular function (GO): urea transmembrane transporter activity
Source: RefSeq, a predicted model, not a curated record